Molecule: messenger RNA, 321 nt
Organism: Eruca vesicaria subsp. sativa (arugula)
Lineage: Eukaryota; Viridiplantae; Streptophyta; Magnoliopsida; Brassicales; Brassicaceae
Source: the annotation of a GenBank genome assembly
AUGGAUCAAUACGGUAGUCAACCACCGUAUGGAGACGGAGGGAUGCAGAUCCAGCCUUACCACGGCGGUCCAAGAACCGGAGACUUCAGGAGCUAUAGCGCUUCGUACGCAACGGCGACGGAGACCAAAAUAUACGAUAUCAAGAAGGAGAAGUCGAUAACGAGGUCGAAGUCUUGGGGAAUAACGGACCCAGAGCUGCUGAGAAAGAAAAGAGUCGCGAGUUAUAAGAUGUAUAGUGUUGAAGGUAAAGUCAAAGGCUCUUUUAGAAAAAGUUUUAGAUGGCUUAAGCAGAGGUAUACACAAGUCGUCCAUGGUUGGUGA